AACACAACGCGGCUACUCGGAAUAAGAAUCAGACAGGGAACUUAACGUUAGGAGCACUUUCACAGGGGUUAGAAGACUUUGCUGAUAUGGCGGCCGCAGAGCAGUGGCUUCUUAUCUACCUGUCUUUGUUUUCCCUCAAGGAGUGGACUUCAGCUUUUAAUUUGGAUACGGAAAAUGUCAUCAAGAAAACCGGAGAUCCCUCCAGCCUGUUUGGUUUUUCCCUUGCUUUGCACCGGCAGCUAAAACCGUUAGAUAAAAUAAUGUUACUGGUUGGUGCUCCAAAAGCAAAAGGAUUUCCAGAGCAGAAAGCUAAUGUAGCAGGAGGAUUAUACAAAUGCCCUAUUACAGUUCAAGAGCAUGACUGUCGACGAGUCAUUUUUGACAACAAUGUUGACAUAACGCAGGAAAGCAAAGAGGAUCAGUGGAUGGGUGUGUCUGUGGAAAGCCAGGGUCCAGGAGGAAAAGUUAUGGUUUGCGCGCAUCGAUACGAGCUAAGGCAACACGUGAAUAAGCCAGAGGAGUCUCGUGCUGUGACCGGACAGUGCUAUAUUUUGAGCCAGGAUCUAGAAAAAGAAGUUGAUACAAAUGUGAGACUUUGUGCUGGGCGGCCACAAAGUCAUGAAAAGUUUGGUAUGUGUCAACAAGGCGUAGCUAGUGCUUUCACCAAGGGUGCUAAUUAUUCUGUGUAUGGAGCUCCUGGUGCCUACAACUGGAAAGGAAUUGUGCAUGUAGAAUCCAGAGAUACUGAGGAACCGAGUCUUGAUAUUGCGGACAGUAAUUUUGAUGAUGGACCGUAUGAAGUUGGUGAUGAAAAUAGGAGAGAUGAAAAACUGGUUCCUGUUCCUGCAAACAGCUAUUUAGGCUUCUCCCUGGACUCGGGCAAGGGAAUCACUUCACAGGACACAUUAACCAUUGUAUCGGGGGCACCAAGAGCCAACCACACUGGAGCUGUUCUUUUUCUAAAGAUGGAGAAACCAACGCGAAAUCUAAAGACUGAAUACAUCCUGGAUGGAGAAGGGCUGGCUUCGUCUUUUGGAUACGAUGUUGCGGUGGUAGACCUUAACAGAGACAGGUGGUUGGAUCUUGUUGUUGGAGCACCGCAGUUCUUUGAUAGAGAAGCAGAAAUUGGUGGUGCUGUAUAUGUUUACAUCAAUGAUAAAGGGAAUUGGAAUAACGCCAAUCGUAUUCGAUUGAAUGGUACUAAAGAUUCCAUGUUCGGAUUGGCUGUUGAGAAUAUAGGCGACAUUAACCAGGAUGGGUAUCCAGAUAUUGCUGUUGGAGUGCCAUAUGAUGGUAACGGCAAAGUUUACAUAUACCAUGGGUCUGUUACUGGAAUAAAUACAAAACCGGCCCAGAUCCUUGAGGUGAAAGAUUCUUCUGUCAGUCACUUUGGCUACUCUCUUGCGGGCAACAUGGAUCUAGAUGGGAACGGCUAUCCUGACAUGGCUGUUGGAUCACUUAGUGAUGCGGUCUUUAUGUACAGGGCUCGGCCUGUUAUAACAAUUGAGAAAGAAGUUGUUACUGAUCCCAAGGAUAUUGAUAUUAAUAAAAAGAAUUGCCAGAAUAACGAGAGAAUUUGUGUGAACGUAAAGAUAUGCUUUAAGUACAAAGCUUUCUUCAAAGAUUUCAAUCCAACGAUAAAAUUGGACUACCAGCUUGAAGCUGAUAGUGAAAGAAAGAAGCUGGGUCUGAAAUCAAGAGUCUCCUUUGAAGAUCAAGAGCCUGAGCAGAGUGAUCAGUUUUCGGGCAGCGUUGAAUUAAAAGGACAAAGUGACGAGAAGUGUGUCUCUUCUACCCUUAAGUUUCAGAGCAGUAUCAAAGAUAAGCUGCGUCCUCUUCCCAUAUCAGUUGGGGUGGUGAUCAAUCAGUCUCGGCGCAAGAAAAGGCAGAAACCUAGUUUAAUGAAUUUGCCUCCUGUCCUUGAUCAGAGUGAACCUUUUGUUACAAAGGUCCAGUUUAUGAAGCUAGGUUGUGGAGCUGACAACAUUUGCCAGAGUAAUCUUCAACUAAAGUAUCGGUUUGGUUCCGGGAUUCAAAACCAACAGGACAAAUUUGUUCCUUUACCCAUGGAGAAUAAUUUACCAGUAUUUAAACUAAGUGACCAGAAGGAUAUAGUGCUGGAAAUAACUGUCUCUAACAAGCCAUCAGAUCCAAAAGACCCGGACAAAGAUGGGGAUGAUGCGCAUGAGUCUCAGUUGAUUGCAACAUUUCCAGAUACGUUGACUUACUCUGCGUAUCGAGUCAUGUCAACUCAAAAUCCAGACAAAGUGUCGUGCACAGCCAAUCAGAAUGGGUCUCAAGCACACUGUGAAUUGGGAAACCCUUUGAAGAGAGGAUCAGAGGUGACUUUCUACUUGAAGAUGAGUACUGCUGGAAUUACCCUGAACACCAGAAACCUGAGCAUCAAUUUACAGCUUGAAACGACCAGUGAACAGGUUAAUCGGGCAUAUGUUGCUACUGCUCAAGUAGUGAUCGAACUGCUUUUGUCUGUAGUUGGUGUUGCAAAACCAUCCCAGGUGUACUUCGGAGGUUCAGAAGUAGGUGAAAGUGGUAUCAAGACUGAGGAGGAUGUUGGAAGCUUGAUUCAGUAUGAGUUCAGGAUUAUCAAUUUGGGAAGAUCGCUUAAAACUCUGGAUGAUGCUUGGCUGCAAAUCAUGUGGCCAAAGGAGAUCGCGAAUGAAAAGUGGCUACUCUAUUUGACGAAAAUGAGCUCAGAAGGCAUCAAUCAUGGAGCCUGUCAGCCUCAAGAAGAAAUUGACAAACUGCGUUUAAAGGGAAUUCGGAGUCAAACAAGAAAGAGAAGGGAACUCAAGAGCAAUAAAAAUAAUCCAGUAUUGCCGUCUUUAUUUUCUUCUCAAAGAAAGUACAGAACCCUGGAAUGUGGCGACAGUCAGAGUGCAAAAUGUGUUAAUAUAAAGUGUCCCCUCAAAGGCCUCGAUAGCAAUGCAUUUCUGGUCUUGCAUUCACGAAUAUGGAACACUACUUUCCUGGAGGAAUUUUCCAAACUGAACUAUCUUGACAUCAUUGUUAAAGCAAUGAUAACUGUUGAAUCAAAGGCCAAAAACAUUGUGGUUAAGAAUUCAGAAACUAAGGUACGGGUUACAGUGUUUCCUGAAAAAACAGUGAGCCAUUACUUCGGAGUUCCUUGGUGGAUCAUUUUUGUUGCCAUCCUGGUUGGAAUUUUGUUGCUGGCACUUUUAAUAUUUUUAUUAUGGAAGUGUGGAUUUUUUAAACGUUCCCAUUAUGAAGACAAUGUUCCAAGGUACCACGCAGUUCGAAUCCGGAAAGAAGAACGACAACCCUUUGAGGAUGAAAAAUUAAGCAAGAAACAAGACAAGAAACAAUGGAUGACAACCUGGCAGGAAAAUGAGAGUUACUCCUAAGACUAUUUUUCCCCAAGAGUGCUUGAAACAAAUUCAGUUUAGAACUCCAAAGCAACUCAUCCAUUUUGGUACUUCUUAACGGUGCACUGCUUUUUCUGCAACCGAGGAUGGUUGUUGGUAAUGCAGAAGUCUUUUGGCUCUGCAUAUGUAGCUCAGUGUACCUUGCUCCUUUACAUCCAGAAUACCUUUUGGUGUAUAUGGCUUUUAGACUGUGCUUCAAGUUUGGUGCUGAAGAUGUGCCUGACACAGCAAGUGCACAGCAGUAUGGGAUUGAAUUAGUGUCUGCUUCAGAAGAUGGGUGUGAAAACAGACUUCCAAUUAAUUUCAAUAACAUUUUGGCUUUAGCCUUUAUUAAAAUCUGUAGCAGACUAUAAAUUUUUAACUGAUAUGGCCAGGACCAAAUAAGCAGAGAUAUAGCCCAGUGCAUGGAAAAAAAAUUGUAUAGUUUUAUAAAUAGUUAUAUAUUAUAGAAUGUCCUGGUAUUUAUUUUGUCAUAAAAUUGUCUCUUUCAUAAUUAGUAGACCACAGAUUUCUCUUCAAGGAGGGAAAGUGUUUUAAAUGUAGAAAUGAACUACAUAUAGCUCUGUUCAAUAUUUUUUAAUCCAGGUAUAGACUUGAAUUAAAUGGGCAUAACAUCUUGAAGAGCUGACUAUUUGCUUAUAUUUAGCUUUAUUCAGAAUAACAUUAUUUGCCACAUAUUACUGAAAAAGGGAGGCAAAUAUUUAAUGUACUUAAGGAGCAUGUUGUAUAGCAUUUGUCCCAAAAAUCCCAAUUUGUUACUUUUUAUUACAAGGGGAUAAAUGCCCCUGGACUUUAAUAGUUAAGACUGCUGUAAUAACUUAUUUGUGUGCAUUGCAAAGGAAAGUACAUAUGUGGAGUUUGCCAUCUGUAACAGAACAAAUUACAAAUAAUAUUAAAGUAUUUUAUGGCUGAGAACAGGAAGAUGGUGACAAAUAGUAUCUAUUACACUGGAGGAAGGAAAUGGGGUGACAGCCAGCUAAAGGUACUAACCCAGAUAGUAUAAGAAUAGAUUCCCCCACCCCCCCAAUUACUAAGGCUUAUUGGGAAGACGGUAUCUAUGGCCAUGUUAGAGACUUUGCAAUACCCACUGAAUGUGGAAGGAUUUGUCUUUCAGUCAAAGGCUAACUUUUUUACUUGUACUUUGGGUAUGGCUUGUAGGCUGCUUGUUUGAUUUUGUGGAUGUGUUAUCCCAGGUUAUCAUCUAUGCUGUCCAUUUCAGUAUUGUGAUAUCUGUAAAUUCAGUAUUAUACUCUUUAAUUGAUGCAUGAAUAUUUACAUACUAUCUGAAGGAUAGAAUGUAAAUUACCUUGGUUCUGACCUGUGGAUUCAUGUUUGAAUCUUUCUUGAAAAUCAGCAGUGUGUUUCAGUGAAUAAAUCUGAUGGGGAAGAGUUCCAGCUUUGAACUACUUUUCUUCAACCUUAGUAUUUUGUGUAGAGGUUCAGCAUUUACUUUUACAUUUCUUCCUUUUACUGAUAAGUUUUACCAUUUUUAACAAACAGGUAACCAUUUGGCAGUUAUUUUCUAUAAUGCAUUUUGGAUUUUCCAGUACCCUUCAUCAACAUUCUUUUGUAAUAAUGAUACUUAUUCUGUAAUUUUUUUUAGUUUCUAAAUUCACAUGAUAUUGGAUUCAUUAUUAUUGUCUUUUGUCUCAUUUUGCAUAAUCUAGCAAUUUCUCCAACCAAAUAUUUACACCAAAUUUUUUAUAUUAGCAGCAGAAUCAAGGGAAGUAUUAGUUUUUUAAAUUAAAAAAAUUGUUUCUUUUGUGAGGUUAUUUUUUUUUAAUGGUUGCUUGAUUUGUAGCAGGAUAAAUGAGGCCCCAUUUUGUUAUUUAUCAGAUGAGCACAUGCAGGUAUUUCAAAACUUCGAAGAUUUUAAAAAAAAAGUUGAUUAUCGAUUUCUGUUUUCUCUUGAAGCAAACAUAUUGAUAACAGCAAGAAGAAAAUGCACAUUUGUUCCUUAACAUUUCAUGACUAUUUUUGCAACCUAAAUCAUAAUUUGAGGUUUCUCCACUUGGGAUUUAACAUUGUAAGCCAAAUUAUUUUUCAAUUUCCACUGUUUCACUUCCUCUUCACUGAAGUGUAGUUUCACUAUUGCCAGUCAACUUCCAUCAAGUUUUUGGGCAUUCUUCAUUUGCUCUAACACGACAACCUCUGUAAAGAAGUGAGGGAAGCAACUGCUGGGAAGGGAGGAUGGCAUUAUGGUUAAACCUGUUCCCACGUGGGGUUGACAACAAUGUUUUCCACCAUUGGUCAGGGAAAAUGAAUGUGAACUAGAAUAAUUUUCCCUUUCCGUAUCCUGGGAAAACGAAGUCAAUUAAGAAUGAUGUGCACUGACCAAAACUGGCCAACAUUCCUUCAGUUUUUUUUUUAAACAGCUGUGUGGGCCCACCAUUGCUGGAAGCCGGAAAUUUUUACACAGCCUGAAAAUGGCGGAGCACUUUAAAUGACUUUUUUUGCAAUAUGCAUACUAUGAAUAUUUAGAAUGAAAAUUGAAAAAUCCCAUCUUUUGAUUUUAUAUUAAUUGAAGGUAUGAUGAAAUGCAGUACAACAAAGAAUCUUUUACAUUUCGUAAAUUUUUAAAAACUUAAAUGGUAUUGGUGCUCAGCUUAUUAACAAUGAGACUUCCAUUCUGUGUUUAUUGCUACACUUUGUAACAGUGUUUUUACCUGAAACACUGACAAUGUAAAUAUGUUGAAACUUUCAAAUACUUCAAAGUAAAGGUUUUGGUACAAAAUUUGUCGAUAAUAAUUAGCACAGUAUAUUUGUUAAAUGCCCUGUAAUUAAUUAAGAUUUCAAAGUCAUCAGCAUAAUUUCAAAAUUUUAUCAAUAUUAUAUUAAAGAAUAUUUCAGCUGAGCCACAACAAAGGCUGUGUGUGCAGGAGCAUUUCAGUUAUGUGCUACCGCACACUGGCGCAACUUAGAGGGAACAGUGUUGGACAAGUAGCUGUAGGAUUCAACGCACUAUGAAGCGUCUUUUAAAAAAGAUUUUUUAAAAAGCCUUUAGAAUAUUUUAAAAGGCCACUCUUGCAAGUUUCAGAAGACACUGAUAUGGGUAAUCAGUUGCAUUAAUGAAAAUAAUUUGAUAAUUCUUUCAAUAUGAUAGUAAAUUGAAUUUUUGAAUGUUUCACUUCUGCUGCAAGGGGUGCUAGCCUACGAUUUCAAGUUCAAAAUUUCUUCUAUAUGUUGCAUUGUUUCAGGGCAGUUUGAUUAUUAAACUUCACAAACUAAGCUUAUUAAAAUUACUACAGCCUUACUGCUUACAACUGCAGAUUAAUAUGGCACUGCAUUUGUGAAUGUGCUUAUUGAGAAUGUUAUCUUUUUGAUCAUGGAUGAGCACAAAAUUCAACUUUGGCUAUUUGAGCAAACUUCCAAAAAGACCACUUGUCUCUUUUUUUUAAACCAUUUGAAAUAAAGUUUGUUGAAUGCAGUUUCUGUACAUCGAUUUCUUAAAAUCACAAAUUAGAUGAUACAGUAAGGGAGAAAUGUGGUUUGGCUUUCAGAUAGCACCUUUCAACAUCUCAGGAUCUUCCACUGCACUUGACAAUAGAGUACUUAAAAGUACAUCCUCCUGUAAGAAAAUGCUGCAUCCGAUAGUGCAACAGCUGAGGGAUGACUGACUGAAGACAGAG
Mobula hypostoma (lesser devil ray) is the source of this 7033-nucleotide messenger RNA. RefSeq names its product integrin alpha-6-like. The record is from RefSeq and is a predicted model, not a curated record. Gene Ontology annotation, cellular component: external side of plasma membrane; integrin complex. Gene Ontology annotation, biological process: cell adhesion mediated by integrin; cell-matrix adhesion; cell-cell adhesion. The transcript is spliced from 25 exons. Gene Ontology annotation, molecular function: integrin binding. NCBI's taxonomy places the organism in Eukaryota, Metazoa, Chordata, Chondrichthyes, Myliobatiformes, Myliobatidae. Bases 87 to 3383 code for a protein of 1098 amino acids.